Gaeumannomyces tritici R3-111a-1 is the source of this 2540-nucleotide messenger RNA. RefSeq lists its product as hypothetical. NCBI's taxonomy places the organism in Eukaryota, Fungi, Ascomycota, Sordariomycetes, Magnaporthales, Magnaporthaceae. Bases 776 to 1321 code for a protein of 181 amino acids. The record is from RefSeq and is a predicted model, not a curated record. The transcript is spliced from 3 exons.
CGGCUGGCUUCCCAGUUGCUCCCAUUUAACCCAUCCCCUUUCUGCCCGUCCCUGCCUGCCGCACAAAGAACUCACGAUCCCCCUUCUUGGUUCCUCCCAGUCCUCCUGCUCCCGCGCGCCGCCCAUUGAAAAGAAGCCCGGCUUCCGCACCAGCUCGACCACCUGCGCCCGGCCACGGAUUCGACUCCCGACCGGCCUGCCGACCAAUUGGCGCCCUAACUGCUCCGCCCCUGGUCCGUCCUCCUCCUCGUCGUCGUCCAACCCCCUCGAAGCGGCCAACCAGCAUCGCCGAUUAAAUGCUUGUUUUGCAUCGAUAAACACAGAAAAAACCCUCCUUCUCUCUCUUUGCCUCUCCCUUCGCCUUGUCCACCGCAAGGAGAGCUGCCAAACAGAGAUUGGGUUGGGGAAAGUCAACAGCCAAGGUUCUAGGCACGAAAGACAAAAAAGCCAUCAAAGGCAAAGGGAGAAAGGAAAAAAGAAGACACACAGAAGGACCAAAAAACGGGACGGGACGGCAAAGAAACACCAGCUAUCGGGAAAAGCGAUCAUUUCACAGACAACAAACACUCUGUCUCAGGACGCUGUCUCCAUUCUUUGGCUCAUUUCUUGUCUGGGACCGGACCACCUGAUCAGACGUUGAACCUUGUCACCAGUUUCUCGAACCGCCUCUCGACUCACUUUUGAGAUUCAUCUGCACCCCGCCUGUUAACCAGCGGCUUUUCACGUUUCGACCAUUUUACAAUACUCUCGAGCCGACAAACACGCCUCAUCAACGAUGAGCGCUCCUGCAUACGAGAAGAAGGCGACCGUCACGCCCCCGGCGGUCGCCGUCCACACCACACGGAUACACGAAAAGUCGUCCAACGAAACGAUGGGCAGCCGGACGCUGUCUCCCCCAACCGAUAACGACAGGAGUCGGAGUGGCGCCGGGAGGUGCUCUGAUGUUUCGACACCGACGAGCGCGACGGCAAACCUCAACCCUUUCGACACGGAUAUUGAGGCCAUGGCCAUGCACCCGACGGACACGAGGGAACUCAGCCACCCACAGACGCGAUCGGGGCUUGUGCGUUGCUCGACAAGCCUUGUGAGGGACGGCAGUAACCAAGACUGCCAGGUUUGGCCCGGCCGGGACCACUGGAAGACCAAGGCGAAGGCCCGCAAGCGGAAGAACGCAAGCUGCAACUGCCUCUCCAGCCUAAGCAAUCGGAACCGCAUGAUUGUUAAGAUUCUCAUCGUUGUGCUCAUCCUUUGCCUCGGUGUCGGUGUUGGCCUCGGGGUCAGCAGAUCUCUCAACGCUAGGAUUUGGACCGGCAAUCAAUAAGGCCGACUUUGCCUCCUCAUACAAAGCAUCACACAAGGUUCUUGAACCUGUUGUAUCAAUUUUCGUUGUCGUUUUUGAGGUCACCAUAAGCUUUGACCCCCGAGGGCGCCAGCUUCCCCAAGAGCGAAUUUAUAUAUAUCGUGUCCUCGUCUCGCUCGGCACACCACUCCGCCCUGUUACCACCGCGGUCACUGCUCUGGGGCCUCACUACGCCCCCAUCGGUUUUUCGUCUCCGUCCCCCGCCUCUUCUCUUCUUUGCAAAUAUUGUAUCUUCUACAUAGAGGACAACACCCGGCCAUGUCAACGGCUGGGAGUAUUCAAGAGACAUAGGGUGCUUGCUAUUUUUCUUACCCUUCUCUUCCUGUUUCAUGUCCAUUUUCCUCCCGGAGUUUUGCAUGGCGUUUUUUUUUCUUUCACAAAGGGACACACAGCACCGGCGUCCAGGACUCGCUUGUCUCCUUGGUCUAUCACAUUCUGUACCUCGUGGCUUUCGGUUCGUUCUCCCCCUGGCCGCGAAACACCGUUGCUACAAGUCGCGCUUGCUUCGGCCUCCCCCAUCACGUCGUUCCACACCGGCACCAGUAUAUAAGAAGCGAAUGAGGGAAGAGUGGCAGCGACGGGCCCCCGCCCAGGCUCGUCGCGGAGGGGCAGUUAAUAUGUGUCAGUGUUCAGCGUCUGGGGAGCCUGACCGUUGUUGUUCAAAUUAGAGGAGGUCUAGCAUAUAGAACUUCUGCCAGAUUGGCCGUUGCACGGAUGGAGGGCAAGCAAGGAAAUCUGCCACACGAAGGCAUUGGACAAAACAAGCGCAUCCACCCUCUGUUUGGCAUCCUAUCGUGAACCGUACUCCUCCUUGCAGUCCAGGUUAGAGCUUCCCGUGGACCCCUUUACCAGGGAGCCAGGGGAGACGAGAAGCUAGGCGAGAGAGGCCGGGCUGGGGCUCGGGACCCUGCAUUGGCCAGCAGCGGUCUUUGGCACAGGGCUAAUAGGCACACAUCCUAGGCCGCCAGAGAGGCGCAACCAGACCACCGGGAGUGAGCUGCCGACUCCCAUCAGCCAAGGGGUAGGUGGUUGCUAGGUACUCGGCGUGAUAGAUGAUACAUGGAUGAUGGUAUGCACAUGAUGGACUUGUCAUCAUCUUCAGAGCCGUGAAUGGCUCCUUGGCCCCUUGAACUAGAGUUUUACCGUUUUACAGUUUACAUGACAUAAGAAUGGCAGGGCA